Messenger RNA from Amphibalanus amphitrite, 3650 nucleotides. Its product is annotated as semaphorin-1A-like. Gene Ontology annotation, biological process: negative regulation of axon extension involved in axon guidance; semaphorin-plexin signaling pathway; axon guidance. The record is from RefSeq and is a predicted model, not a curated record. The coding region runs from base 1 to 1992 and encodes 663 amino acids. Lineage: Eukaryota; Metazoa; Arthropoda; Thecostraca; Balanomorpha; Balanidae. Gene Ontology annotation, molecular function: chemorepellent activity; semaphorin receptor binding. The transcript is spliced from 16 exons.
AUGUCGUUCUCUACUGACGGAGGCCAGGAGGCGGGGUACGAACUGGAGGCAGCUCGUGAGGAGCGAGGGAUCGGCAAAUGUCCAUACUCGCCAACCCACAACAGCACCAGCACGUAUGCGGAUGGUCACCUCUACUCGGGAACUGCGGCGGACUUCUCCGGCCAGGACCCGCUCAUCCUACGGGACCGGCUGAGGACAGACAAAUGGGACACCCUUUCACUGGACGAUCCUGACUUUGUGAGCUCGUUUGCGCUCGGCGAACACGUCUACUUCUUUUUCCGCGAGACUGCCGUGGAGUACAUCAACUGUGGAAAGAGAGUAUACUCACGUGUAGCCCGCGUGUGUAAGAACGACAUGGGUGGCCCACGCCGGUUCAAGCUCACGUGGACAUCGUUCGUGAAGACGAGGCUCAACUGCUCUGUCAGUGGCGACUUUCCCUUCUACUUUGACGAAAUCCAGGCCACGUCGGACGUCGUGGAGGGCAGCUACGGCGGCGUCAAGGACAACCGCCUCAUCUACGGCGUGUUUAGCACUCCGCCGAACGCCAUCGGCGGCUCUGCCGUCUGCGCGUUCCGGCUACAGAGAGUGCUGGAUGCGUUCUCUGGGCAGUUCAAAGAGCGAGCCGACCUCAACUCCAACUGGCUGCCAGUGCCGCAGAACAAGGUGCCACCGCUGCGCCCGGGUCAGUGCUCCAACAGCAGCAAGACGCUGCCGGAUGCCACGCUGAACUUCAUCAAAGGACACCCGCUGAUGGACGAGGCUGUGGCGGCGCUGUUCGGGGGACCGAUCCUCACCAGGACCAGCCUCAGCUACCGUUUCUCUGCCAUCACGGUCGACCCGCGGGUACGUCUGGUGGGUGAUGGAACCGACAAGAGUCCCAAGUUUGUGGACGUGCUGUUUGUCGGAACAGACAACGGACGUAUCAUCAAGGUGUUCAAUGCACACCACAAGACGCUGGCCCCGGUGGUUAUUGAAGAGAUCCAGGCAUUCUCAACGCAUGAUGCAGUCAAAGGCCUGCACAUCAGCCGGACCACGGAGACGCGUCUAGUGGCCUCGUCCGACUCUCAGAUCAUCAGUCUGCCCGUCCAGCGCUGCUACUCCACUAAAAUCACCGUCUGCGGGGAGUGUGUGGCCCUACAGGACCCCUACUGCGCCUGGCACCUGAGGAGGAAGCGAUGUGUGCCCGUCGACUUUGAGCGACUCUCCGCUUCCGAGCUGGUGCAAAAUGUCCGAGAAGGAGUGUCCCGUCACUGUCCCGAAGGUGUGACCAAAGCUGGCCAGUACGGCCGGAACAUGGACAGCCUGGACAGCAGCGGGCCGGCGUUUGGAGCCGAUCAGCCCCUCUCCUUCCAGUCUGAGCGGGGACCCAGGAGACACGAGAGACCCAUGUCAGGAGACAAGGGAGACGCAGGAAACGAUGGCAGGCCGAGCGUUUCGGGCCCGGUGGCCGCUGACGACCUUUUCACUGCCGAAACGCUGGCAGUGGCGGUGGCCAUCACAGCAAUCGUCGCCCUUUUACUCGGGUUCGCAGCCGGCCACUGUUGUGCGCGCCGAUGUCGAAAGGAUGACGCGAAUAUGCCGUAUGCCGACACCGAUUAUACGUACUUCGAUCAGAGGCAGAACGUCAACACCAGGCUGGCGCCGGACCCGACUCUGCUGGCGGAGGAGGUCACCUAUUCCGAACCCGUGCUCAUACCCACCAAUAGUAUGGCGGGAGGGACUCUGAAAAAGAAUCAGACGGACGGGACGCUCGAGCCGCUGCGGUACACGCCCGCGUGCGCAGCCCAGUACGGUGGCCAGCUGGUACCACUGAGAGAGGACCCGUACAGCACGGGCACCCAUCGGCAGCUACGGAGUCGGCCCCUGCGCCUUGACGAUCACUCAGAAAUGCUCGACGAGCCGUCGUACAGACGGGACGGCGCCGUACGCCACGAUCCGCCCCUCAGCGACGGCUACGCGACCACACGCAGCGUCCGCAGGGUUUACCUGUAGGUGGCAGCAGCAUCGCGGCAAUAGGUGGCAGCAGUGUCGCACCGAUAGGUGGCAGCACGCCCUCUCAGCGGACUAUGGCCGACAGAGCGGUGCGUUUGAAUAGUGGGACGCUACGAGCGCCGGUUUGUGUUACAGAGGAGCUGUUUAGAGCUGAGGAGAUGUGCUUUAGUCGAUGGUGCCACAGUCUCAGCAGAGACCCGUGAGUCCCGCCUCCCGGCUCAGCUGAUAAACAGUUCAGUGCGGACAACCGAUGUGGUAGACUACCCGUGAGUGAGUGUUGCUCUUCUUGAUCUCAGCAAGCGCGGCCAGCAAGCCGGAGCGAUCGGCGGCGACACACGCACCGCCUAGCGGCCAGUUGGACAACUUGAAGUGCCAAGACGCACACUAGAUGGGCUGACAGUGGUAGCUGUGGCAGGCAGUAGGUACUAGAGUGAAGCCAUGGUGUUGUGCCGCCAUUUUGUCCUGCGUACAGUCGCACCGACGAAUGCAAGCUCCAUAUGAGACUCGAGUUACUUUGUACAUACCCUUGAGCACAGUCGCGUGGAGGUGAUAGAAUUUGAUAGCAAUCGUGCAAAAGCUGUCCGACUCAGCAGCUGGAAGCUGUUGCCCGAAUCUCGUGCUCUAGACGCCGUUGUCAAUCACGGUAUUCUGCUGUACAUACCACUCUUGCCUGUUUCAAUUUGUUUGUAUCCAGUAUUUUUAUUUGGUCGUUUUGAAGAAACGUUCCGAAAUGUUUCUUUUAUCAACGCUCGGCAAGUACAAAGUUGCUUAUUGGCUGGCGUGCGAGGAUCAUGUGUGCAAUUAGCGUUUUCAUUCCCGUGCUUUUUACCGUUCUGUUUUCCCUAUUUUGCUCUAUCGAUUGGAGCUAAAACCCCAGUUUUUUAUUUUAUACCUACUCAAGUAUUGUUGUUCAGGUGACAUAUCAUGUUAUAUGAUUGAAUUUCGAUUUGUGACUUCUAGCAUGCGUGAACUUCGUCUAAACUCUGCUUUUGUUUUGUGGUUGAGCGCAAGUGCGAACAGCUACAAGCACUUGAUGGUCUUGAAGUGUCAUUGUUUCAUGCUAUUUUACCAGCCUGUUUUUUUUUUCGCAUCGACUGCUGAUCAUGUUCAGGCUCACCGAGUUAGCCGUGCUAGAUUGAAAACUGGAGUGACUGCAUUUGUUCAUAUGUUACGUUAGCCGUUCAGCCGGCUAUAUGCAACAAAUUAUCAUUUAUUUUGAAUCAAAUGUACCAUACCAUUUUCCUCCUCACUUCCCAGGUUUACACCGAAACACACGUCACCCUACUCCACCGCCACAUUUUGCAAAGAUUAUAGACACAUUUUAUCUACAUUCCCAACGAUAAUUUUGUUUGUUACACCCUUUUUCUUUCCCCUUCCCGCCUCCGGUCAGACACCCUGAGUCUUCCAGACCGGUACCCUUCCCCUCUCUCUCCUUCUCCCCCCAGCGAUAGGUCCCCGUGUCUGUCUUGUCAGCUGUGAUAUAACCGUUGGUAUUGUGCUGGUGCAUUGUGGUACAGUGAGUGAGCGUGGGUACGGCGGGUACAGUCGUACCCGGCACGUUAUGGUACCGGUCCAUAAGCUGCGCGUCAGGCGCCGCCUUGGCUGCAUUUGCAUUUGAUGACAUACUUGCCUAGUGAUACAAUAUAUACAGAUAUACA